AUGGCUACUGUUGAGACGAUCUCGGAUGCUAGUAUGGCGGAGAAGGCUCAUACCAGUGAGUAUGAAGGGGGUAGCCGCGACGGACUUAACAUUGAUGGCGGAAUCAAUCAUCAUGCCUGGGAUAAUCACACAUCGUUCAACAAGUACCCAACACACGAGGAAGGCUACGAGAACAAACUUACCUUCGGUUUCUUCAUGACUAUGCUGGGUUUCAGCUUGUCGUUCGUUAUCGCAGAAGUCGUACCGCUAUUCCUAAUUACGCUCUUCACGGUCAUGGCCUACGAUGUCGGAGCUGGAGACAAGGCCAUCUGGCUAAUCGUCACUCAAUUUAUCGCCAUUGGUUCUAUCGUACCUUUCGUCGGUCCCCUUGUCGAUCUAAUCGGUCGUAAAGGCAUCACUCUACUCAGUCUCUGCUUGGUCGUGGUCUCCAUGAUCCUCCUAGGCACAACUCCCAAUAUCGCCGGUCUGAUCGCAGCUAUGGCCAUUUCAGGAGUCAGCAUCGGCAUCCAACUUCUUACCUCGAUCGCCGCGGUUACGGAACUGGUCCCGGUAUAUAAGCGUGGGAUUACAAUCGGCUAUGUGGUUAUAGGUUUCUUGCCUUUCGCACCUGCAUCUCUAUAUGGCCAGCUUCUUGCCGAGCACAGUUGGCGUUACGUCGGCUUGGUGGUUGGCGUCCUUGCUCUCGUGGCGUUUUUCAUCCUCCUUGUUUUCUACAAGCCCCCGCAACGACCCAACUCUAUUGGCCUGUCCAAGGUGCAAGUUCUCGGACGUAUAGACUUUAUCGGUGCGAUUCUCGGCAUUGGAGGCAUUACGGUGUUCUUGGUAGGGCUUAAUUGGGGUGGUCAGGAUUACGCAUGGCACUCUACACAUGUCAUCUCCUGCUUGACAGUUGGGCUAGCCUCCGUGCUUGCUUUUAUCAUCUGGGAGAAAUUCGGUGCCAAGUAUCCCAUGUUCCCGUGGGAAUUGGUCAAGCACAAGCGUCUUUUCUUCGCCAUCUGUACGCUGUGUCUUACAUCCGGUAUCAACUACAUCCCAGUUGUCGUGUUCUGGACUAUUCAGGUUUAUACCGUCUACGGAGCUUCUUAUCGACAGGCUGGUAUUUACCUACUACCUAUCGGAUUUUGUAUCGCUGGAGGUGCUGUCCUUAGCGCCAUCAUGAUGACUAUUUUCAAGAAGAAAAUCCAGUUUGUACUAAUGUUCUUCUGCAUUGUCCAAACAGCUGGUCUCGGCUCCAUGGCAGCCAUCGACCCCGAAAAUAUCAAUACAGCCUGGGCGCCCCUGGUCCUCGGUCUAAUCGGCGUUGGCGGCGUCCUUCUCCCCAGCCAAAUAGUAUUCUCCAUCAUCAGCCCACACGAUCUAAUUGGCACCUCCGUAUCCCUCUCCAUCGUCAUCCGCGCCAUCGGGCAAGUUAUAGGUGUCUCUAUGUACUACAAUGUUUUCAAGACCCACCUCACGCGCCGCGCCGUAAACCCAGCCGUUAUCGCCUUCCCAGCUAUCGAAAACGGCCUCGCUUUCACGAGUCUCGACCCCGCGGCCCUCACACCUAAUAUCACCGCGCUUGUUACGUCCCUGGCUGCGGGCCCGUUUAGCGCGUACGCGCAUCUGUUCCCGAAUAUCGAUAGUCCCGAGCAGAUUGCGGCGGUUCAGCAGGCGGCGCAUGAGCUUUAUAAGCCGAUUUUUCCUAUGCUAUAUUUUAUCUCUAUUGCGUGGGGUGGUGCGGCGGUUGUGGCGUGCUUUUUUCUCGUUGGAAUCGGCGAGUUUAUUAAUGAUCGCGUGGCUGUUGUGUUGUAA
Lachnellula hyalina is the source of this 1791-nucleotide messenger RNA. RefSeq names its product Efflux pump. Gene Ontology annotation, cellular component: membrane. The transcript is spliced from 4 exons. Gene Ontology annotation, molecular function: transmembrane transporter activity. The coding region runs from base 1 to 1791 and encodes 596 amino acids. The record is from RefSeq and is a predicted model, not a curated record. Gene Ontology annotation, biological process: transmembrane transport. NCBI's taxonomy places the organism in Eukaryota, Fungi, Ascomycota, Leotiomycetes, Helotiales, Lachnaceae.